CUUCCUCCUCUACUGCUCCUCCUAUCAGUCCAUCUCCACCUCCUCCAUCUCUGCCUCUUCCCUCUACAUACAAUCAUCAGCUCUACUCUAUUACUGUACACAGAGGAAGGAGCAAGAUGAGGAAUCGCAGCAGCCUGCUGCACACAGCACGGGGUCUCUAGAAGGGUGGGCAUGUCCCCUGGACUAGUCUCAACUCACCUCCAAACUCACACAGCAGAUGUGAUUUCCUGUUGUCUGUCCCCAAGGAAGGUGUUCUUUUUGUGGAGUUGAUGGCAUGCACAGAGGCACAGUGGCACAGUGGACGGAACGUUCUCUAUACUCCUAACUCGUACUGAGGAGCCGUACCUGGAUGUGAGGGUGUGAAGAUUUGCAUAUGUGUCUUGUGCCCAUGGAAUCAUGGAUAAUGAAUGUUCUGCCAGCAUGAAUCCCAGCUGAGAAGCCAUCAGAAAAGACGGACCCUCAGCAAGCACUGGCAGGGUGCUGCACCUGCCUGAAACAUGUGUCAGGACUUGGGCUAGGAACCCCCCCCAUGCCAACCCCCAAUGAUGCCAAAGAGGAGCAGCUGAGAGGAAGGGUGCCUUGUCACCCGCACAGACUUGCGGAACUAUGAUAGCAACUGGAGGAGUUAUAACAGGACUGGCAGCCUUAAAAAGGCAAGAUUCAGCCAGAUCCCAGCACCUCCUUUCCCGGCCUAUAUCUCCACCAGCUGAGAAGAAGCCUGUAAGACGUCGUCCAAGAGCAGAUGUAGUGAUUGUUAGAGGGAAGAUUCGACUUUAUUCUCCUUCUGGAUUCUUCCUGAUUUUGGGGGUCUUGAUUUCUGUAGCAGGAAUUGCAAUGGCAGUACUUGGUUACUGGCCUCAAAAAGAAACAUUUUUAACACCAGAGCUUGCUUUAGAGGUUAAUAAAACAGAAAUACUUCGAGAAACUGGGAUGAUGGUGAGAUUUUUCGAGCAGCAUCUGCAUUCUGAGAGAAUGAAAAUGCUGGGUCCUUUUACAAUGGGUAUUGGAAUAUUUAUCUUUAUUUGUGCUAAUGCCAUACUUCAUGAAAAUCGUGAUAAGGAGACAAAAGUUAUUCAUAUGAGGGAUAUAUAUUCAACUGUUAUAGACGUUCAUAGCAUGAAGAUCAAAGAACAGAAGCAUCUAAACGGAGCUUUCUCUGGCUUUUAUGGGGAAACUGAGUUCCGUCAUUCUGACAAUCCUUGUGCUUCCAAAUUGGCUGCCAAUACUAUUGCAUCUUUUCCUGGAAGCUACAGGAGUUGCAGCUCUAUUGAUGAUGAAGAGAGGUUUCCCAGGGAAAGCAAAGGUUUUACUAAUCUUCUGCCUCCACUUCUUAUGGAAAGAUCAGGCUCAGUGUUUGGCCUUCAUAAUUAUUCUAACAGAAGUGGAGAUGAUAAAAAUAGCAGCUCCAAGAAAUGUGAAACUAAGUCCAUAGUGUCAUCUUCAAUCAAUGCUUUUACAUUGCCCGUAAUAAAACUGAAUAACUGUGUUAUUGAUGAGCCUGAUAUUGAUAACAUUACAGAAGACUCAGAAAUCAACAAUAGCAGGCCUAGAAAAGUAUCAACGGAUUCACUAGUAUUACCUAUACCUGAUGAUGGAAACAUACAAUAUAAACCUCCCAAUACACCUUUAUCACGUAGCUACUCUAUUAUGGAACCACUCAGAAGUGACUCUUUAGCUCCCGCACCAAAUAAUGGUAAGCUUUUAUCUCCAGGUGCUGCUCCAAAACAAUUUGGAUCCAACACUUCUUUGCAUAUUUUAUCUUCGCAUUCUAAAUCUUUAGACUUAGACAGAGGUCCUUCUACACUUACAGUUCAAGCUGAACAAAGAAAGCAUCCAAGCUGGCCAAGGCUUGAUCUCAGCAAGGGGUACAUGAAACUUGAGAAUAAAGAAGAUCCAAUGGACAGGUUGAUUGUACCCCAGGCCCCUCCAGCAAAAAAAGACUACACCAACAAGGAAAAACUGCUCAUGAUCUCAAGAUCACACAAUAACUUAAGUUUUGAACAUGAUGAGUUUUUAAGUAAUAACCUUAAGAGGGGUACAUCAGAAACAAGAUUUUAAAUUUUAGCUGAAGACUUGUAA
Molecule: messenger RNA, 2079 nt
Organism: Rana temporaria (common frog)
Lineage: Eukaryota; Metazoa; Chordata; Amphibia; Anura; Ranidae
Gene: TMEM200A
Product: transmembrane protein 200A
Exons: 3
Coding region: 607-2058 (483 amino acids)
Source: RefSeq, a predicted model, not a curated record